This is a messenger RNA of Meleagris gallopavo (turkey), 1134 nucleotides long. The record is from RefSeq and is a predicted model, not a curated record. Lineage: Eukaryota; Metazoa; Chordata; Aves; Galliformes; Phasianidae.
AUGCCCCCUUCCUUCUGGGUGUGCCCUCCGGCCGCUGCCGCCAUCCGAGUGCUGCGGGGCCACCAGCAUUCUGUCACCUGCCUUGUUGUCUCUCCGGAUGACAAGUUCAUCUUUUCGGCUGCUAAGGAUGGCUCCGUCAUCAAAUGGGAAGUGGAGAGUGGGAAGAGACUCUGCGUGGUGCCUGGGGGCAAGAAAGGCACGGAGGGGCAGCACAUGGGGCACACGGCCCAUGUUCUCUGCAUUGCCAUCUCAUCGGACGGCAAGUACCUGGCUACAGGAGACAGGAACAAGCUGAUUCUGAUCUGGGAGGCAGCCACCUGCAAGCGCCUUUAUACGUUCACUGGUCAUCGUGAUGCCGUGUCGGGCCUGUCUUUCCGGAAGGGUACAUACCAGCUGUACAGUGCAUCCCAUGACCGCUCCGUCAAGGUCUGGAAUGUGGAGGAGAAUGCUUAUUUGGAGACCCUCUUUGGGCACCAGGACAUCAUCACAGGGAUGGACAGCCUGAGUCGGGAGUGCUGUGUUACCUCAGGGGGACGAGAUGGCACUGUGCGUUUCUGGAAGAUCCCCGAGGAGUCACAGCUCAUUUUCUAUGGGCAUCAGGGCUCCAUUGACUGCAUCCAGCUCAUCAAUGAGGAGCACAUGGUGUCAGGUGCUGAUGAUGGGUCAGUGGCCUUGUGGGGGCUGGCGAAGAAGAAGCCACUGGCACUGGUGAGGCAAUCGCAUGGGACGCAGGGCUCUGCCCAGGACCUGCAGCAGCCGUACUGGGUAUCUGCAGUGGCCGCCUUGCUCAACAGUGACCUUGUGGCUACAGGUUCCCACAGUGGCUGUGUGAAGUUGUGGAAGUGCGGUGAGGGAUUUCAGAAGCUGGAGCCCCUCUGUGAUAUCCCAUUGAUUGGCUUUGUCAACAGCCUGAAGUUCUCAUCAACGGGAGACUUCCUGGUGGCUGGCAUUGGGCAGGAGCACCGGUUGGGCCGAUGGUGGAGAGUAAAAGAAGCCAAGAACUCCAUUUGCAUCAUUCCUCUUAAGUGUAGAGCCGAAGCCCCUGGUCCUAUGGCAGCUGAUUGCGCUUAGUCUCCAAGCACUACCCCAAGAGCUACAGGAAAUGGAUCAUUAAAGCCUGUAUAAUACAGAGUA